Dentiscutata erythropus is the source of this 138-nucleotide messenger RNA. The record is from the annotation of a GenBank genome assembly. NCBI's taxonomy places the organism in Eukaryota, Fungi, Glomeromycota, Glomeromycetes, Diversisporales, Gigasporaceae.
AUGAAUGUACAGAAUCAAAAUCUUACGAAUGUGAAAGUUAACACUAUUACUCCUGAAACAUAUACAUUAUCAAUACCUGAAAUUCUCGAAAACAUCUUUAUUCCAAUUUUUUAUGAAGAGGGAGAUGUAGGAGUAAAG